Xyrichtys novacula (pearly razorfish) is the source of this 4615-nucleotide messenger RNA. The record is from the annotation of a GenBank genome assembly. NCBI's taxonomy places the organism in Eukaryota, Metazoa, Chordata, Actinopteri, Labriformes, Labridae.
CUUUUGGGAGAAGAUGAUGUAAACCCCACACCAUGUGACACUGUAAUGAAUAAUACAGUAGAGAGAGGUGGAGAGAGAGAGGGAGAAAGAAAGGGGGGAUGCAAACACAGUUAAGGUUUGAUGACAGAGGAGGAGGGUCAUAUAUCCUUAGGACUUAAGGAGAGGAGACUGGUUGUUCUGUCAGAGAAGAUGUGCUGGUUACCGAUAGACCAGCCUCUGCUCCUGCCCGGUGACACUACCUGCAGCGCCCGCGGACCCUCACCGUGCUCCGUGGCUCAGCUGCUCGCCUCCCGCCUACGGAGGAUCGGGGACCAGCUGGAGAAGGGCUGGGCGGCCGCCGGGGACACAGAGAGCGGCUUCAGCUGCGAGGGCAGAGGGGCGGUGGUGGUGGUGACCGGCCGGGGACACCUGAAGAGCUUCCUGCGCACUGCAAUACACUUCACCGUGCUCGUGCUGGUCGUAGCGAGGCGACACCUGUAGGGCAGCAACAGGUGUGUAAUCAGUGUCACGUCACCUUUGUCGCGCUCAAUGAAGCUUUGAUCUAAAACCGAAGCUUGGUGCUAAUAUCGUUUUAAUGGCUUUAUGUGGAGAAAUAGCUCCGCAGUAACGGUUUACACUUAGAAAACAGAACUUUAAUGCCUGGUAAAGUUUUUAUAAAAGUGUUGCACUAAAUUAAUUGCCUAGAUGUAAUGUUUUGCAACUUUAAACGUGUGUUUCUCUUGAAAAAACAUACUUUAGGUUCCCUUUUUAAAAAAAAUUGAUGACCGGAGAAGGUUUACAACAUUAUAAAAAACCUGGGGAAAGCAAGACUAAAACGUCGUGAAAUCUAAUUCAAGUCAGCAUAAUGCUGAAUAGAUACAAUUUAAAGGAACUGUGCAGGCUUUCAUUUUCUUGAAUCUAACAGUUUAUAGGAUUAUUUCGGACUUUUGAACCCAGAUGAGAUGUAGCUACUUCGACUACUUAGUUUUACUCUGUUAAAUCACCAACAUAAUUUUUGAACUUGAGUAUAUGAGCACAAACAUAUAUUCUUUUAACGGUUUCUUACCAUCAAGAUCAUAACUUAAUACUUAAUAAAAAAUAUUAGGGGUGCAUAAGAUUAACUUAAAUUUUAAUUGGUUCAUGGAGCCCAUAAGAGAUAUAUUAUCUUCGAAGAAACGUAUUUUUUUAUUAUUAUUAUUAUUAUUAUUAUAAAAGUCGUUUUUUCUAUCUUGGAAUAGCCGCGUUAUUCUUUCAAUUUGUGUUUUUAUUAGUUAAUAAGUCACUUUGACCUGGUUUCUGGGGGGGGAAACGUGUGCAUCCACCUUAUUUAAGGGUUAAUGAUAUGUUUGUUUCAAUGUGGAUGAAUUGCAUGACUUAUUUUUCUUAUUUUUGACAGCUUAUUCGCCAAACUUGAACGAGCGUUUAUUUUAUUUUUGCUCUAAAUUAAGCGUUUACUGUAUUUCUUGUGCAGAUGGUGCCUUCAGGACCACGCACGAGGAGCGGGCUUACAUCGUUGCACUGAAAACAGGAGAUGCAGGAGAGCCAGAGGGUGCAUGAGGGGGGAGAAAGGAGGAGGAGAAGAAGAAGAAGAAGAAAUAUUGAGGAUUAAAUGCACGUUUCAGGGCCAGGACUCGGUGUCGGAGAGACUUGCUCAGGCUUGAUGUGGAUGCACUGUGAGUCCUCUAACGAGCUGACACACUGAACCCCAGCAGCCCUGCAGUCAGUCAGCUGCAGGUCCUGCCCCCUGCGUGACUCUCCCAUUCUGUCAUCCCAGUAACAAAACGGUGAUGUAAUCCUCCCCUGGUAGAGUGGAGGGAAAAGCUUACUAAUAGGACUGCUUUGAAUUUACACCUCCCACAAUGUGAGGGCAUCAAUUGCAGAGGAAUUACACUGGUUUGACCUUCAAAUGCAUUCAAAAUGCACUUCAAUAAACCCGUUUAUAAGCUUCAUAAUGCACUGUACUUUUCUACAUAAGCUAUUCUAUGUGUACAAAUGUGAAUAAUGAAGAUGAAUGUUUUUAUAGAUGUUUUCUACAGUGUUUAGAUGAUGUUUACAUAUUCUCCUGUGCUUUAGCAUUAUCUGUUGGGGGCAGUGUUAAGUGGCUUUUUAACCAUCAACAUGGACAGGACCUGUGCAUAGGAAGCUAUGCUGUUAAUGCUGUUUGGAAAUAAGCUUUUUUUCUUAUAUAUUAAGUGUAAUGUGAGCAAAAUUUACUGAGGCUGUCUUUUAUAAGGUGUGUGCUAUUUAUACUGAUUAAUUAUUUCAUAUGGAUUUUUAGUAGCUGAAAUAAAAGAAAGCUUUCUGUAAUAAACUCUCUGCAGGUGUUGUUGCAGAAGACGGGGAAUGAGCUCAGCUGAAGUGCUUUAAUUUACACCGGACAAUCUCACAGCACUUUGAAGUCAUGACAUUUUUAUGCAAACCAAGAAACAAUUCAUGUCAACAUAAUUUAUAGAAAAUAAAAAAGUCUUUGCAUUGUCAAAGAGAAGCAACUUUUAUAUAAGGACAAGUGAACCCUACAAACUUUUUAAUUCUGCACCAUAUGCGCCACAAAUCUACAAAUAACUUGCUUAUGGGGCCUUGAUGGAAUAAACAAAAACUAAAACUACACACUAGUUACAAUCUGGAUGAUUUCAAGUCUCACGCCAACUUACCUUAAUCACCCAAUAUCAAAUUUAUUGAUCGAUGGAUGAGAUCAUUUCUUAUUGUCUUUAAGUACAUUUGGACUGAUUUUCCAUCUCUAACAGUCUGAAAGUUUAUGUUUGAAGUAUGAAGCUUAUCCAUAGGCUGUAUAUACUAUGGACAACUUGGCUCCGCCUACCGCCUGUAUACGGAUUUGAAGCCAAAUAGCUCUCGGUAAUUCCGGGAUUUUUCUUCAUUUCCUGAAACCAGCGCUGCACAGUAGCGAUGCGCGCAUUUGGCCACGCAGUCGCUUUGCUGGCAGAGGCGGGAUUUAUAACCUAUACUGCAGCCCAUCAACAGAGGGUGCUGUUCUCGGAUUGGCUUCACCCAACAAGGAGGCAGACUCUGUCCAUUCUAAGGACAGAGUCUCAAAUAGCUGUCUAUGGUGGCCCUGAAAGCCAAAUGCAAAAACAAUUCAUGGACAUGAAAAAACUUUUACUGAAUGAAGGAAAAAUUUCUGUAAUGCAAAAGUUAUUCAUAAAAGGCAUUGAAAAUUAGCAAAAAUGAAAAUAUUUCAAUAAAUGCAAGAAAAUUCAUUACAGUAAAACAGUUUGAAGACCAAAGAACACAGAUGAAAUUCAUAAAAUGACAAAGCAAAAGAUGUUGUGCAUGCAAAACACAGAAAGUUACCAAUAUCUGAGCAACCAAUAUCCAUUUCCCCCAAAAUAAUAUUUUUUUGCAUUUUUAAAAAUGUUUUGUAAUUUUUUUAAUUGUUUUUGCAUUUUGUGGAAAAUAUUUGCAUUUCUUGAAAUAUUUUCUGUUCUUUCAUUUUUGCAUUCCAUGAAAUGUUUUUGCAUUUUCAGUAAAUUUUAAAUUUUGACAUUUGAAGUUAGCAAAAUUUUUUCCACAUGUAAUUAAACAGUUUAAAAUUUUGUGAAAUGUUUCCAUUAACUGAAAUAUAUUUGGGUUUUGCAAAAUGUUUUUGUUUAAUGGAAUAUUUUUACAUUUUGCAAGUUACUGUUUAUCAAUUUUGUUUAUCAAUGUAUUGCGUUUCAUGGAUUGUUUUUAGGUUUCAUGCAUGAAGUUUUUUUAAGUUUUAGUGAAAUGUGUUGGCAUUAAACAACAUUUUCAUAUAGCUGCCCAUCAAGGCCACCAUAUUUUACAAUCUUUAAAAUACAAAACAAAACCUGUUACACACCAGUUGAAUGAUUUAAAAAAAGUAUACAACCACACCAAUAUAAAUAAAACAAUAAAAAUUGUACAAAUUACCGGCAAAUAUUGUGAAUUUAUCUCAGUUUUUAACAUUGUAACAUGACGAAAUUAACAUUCUUCAUAAUGUUUACCUAUGAAAGACAAAUAUCAAAGUUGACAACAGCUGUAAGUCUACAUGAACACAUAAACAUGUGACUAUUGUCAUGACUUUGUGACUAAAGUCCAACUGCAACUGACAAUAUUUGGUUUCUGUGUCUUUUUCUGAUGUCAGAGAAAACAGUGUGAUCAUAGUUUAAACAAAUGCCUCUGAAAUUAAAAUCUCCAUCACACCAGCAAUUACUGUAAUCCUGAUUUAAAGAGUUACCAAAGUGAAUGAAUGAAAAAAAAAAACACUCUAAAUACUACCAACUCACAUUCAUGAACUCAUCUAAUCGUUCUUGCUGCCUGUGAUUUGUGUGUGAUUCAGUAGAUCUGGAAGUGAGCCGAGGUUGUGCCGUCCUUCCAGCAUCGCAGGGUCUCAAUGACAGUGGAGCGGCACAGCGGGCAUGUUCGCUCGCGGUCGAACCACAAACACAGACAGUCCUCGCAGAAGACAUGCUACAGGGCGACAAAAUGUUCACUUUUAACCGAUUAUUACAGCAGCAAAGGAUGAAACAAACAGUGUGUCGGCAGGCUUCAGAUUUAACCAAAGAGGGCAGCAAACACUUUCUUUUCAGCUUCAACUCUCUCUAAAUUAGUUCAUCUGUUCCUCUUAAUGAUUGAGGCUUACUCAGACUUUUUCUAACUACCGUACUUUGAGGAGUCC